CUGUAGGAGGGCAAAUCCCAGUUACCCACAUGCAAGGAGGCUGUCAAACAGAGAUAUCACUGCAGACUGUUGGUACACAGACAUCUGCUGCCCAGCUCAGGAGUAAAGUACCUUUUGUUUUGAUGAGGUGAUGGUGAGGACAGCCACUGCUGCUUCCGCUCAGUCUUCCAAAUAGUGAUGAACAAGGAUCACCACAUCUCCCUCGUCAUCUAUUUACAACUAUACCUGUCCUGCUGCAAAUCUCCAACAUAACCAAGUGUACCCCCUGCCCAGGACAUGGACUGUUUACCCUACUUCCAUCAAGCAUUUAAAAUGCAAGGCCCUGCAAAAGCUUCUGUCUUUAAACCCCCAGACUUCUUAAUUAACUCAGUAACCUAUACACUGCAAAUUGGAGUGUGAAGGUAACAGUUAGUUCUAGCUUUGGAGUAGUGGUGCAUUUUUUGGUUGACAAUAAAGUUGGCUUUAAAGAUCCAUGCACAAGGUUUUUCAUGCUCCACAUUGCUAAAGAAUUGGACCUUGAUGUCUCAGUAAGGUGUCUGUAACUUUUCAUGCCAAAAAGCGCUGUAGAUCGCCCCCGUCUGAAGAUGUGUGUUUUAAGCUCUCGUCCACAACACUUUAUUUUCGAAAUGUGUCGGAAGCUAAACUGAUCGCCGCACCCCUUUGAGGAAGCGCAUAGCCAUGAUCUGCCGCGGGAAUCAAACGUCACGGUCACUGAAUCCAUUGUAACAGUGACACUGGCUGACUCGUUCUCGUAGUGGAGUUCAACCAUACGUUUCAUCCAAAAUCUGACUCUAAACUCGAAUGGGAGGCUGUUGAAGUGGUUACACUUCGACUGGCGCAAGGUACGUCUAACUGGCAGAUUUACGUUUAAUUUAAUUUAUUGAUUUACAUAAUACGCAACUUGAUUAGCUGCUAACGCUAAUACUAAUGGUUGCAAAUUAGCAGCCUGAAUUAAUACAACAGAAUAUUCAUAACACGACUACAGCUUGUUUGGGAGCAUAGCUUGAUAAACUAAUAUAAACUCAUUUUUACAUGUUUUUUUAUUUUUUCGUUCUGCUGCUGUGUGAAAAUAAAGGGAUCUUCAGCUGCAGCUUAUAUUUUGCCCUAUUUGUCUGUAAUUAAGUGCCAAUGUAGGAACAGUGAAUGCCUACAGAAGCAUGGUGUGACAGCAACUAUUGCUUUCAAGAUAUUGCAUGUGUUUAUUUCUUUUAUUAAUAAAUUAAAAUUUUGAUAAAUCUUACCUUAAGACGCCUGAACCAGUUGCCAAACCUACUGUCAUGUAUGGUUGAUGAUCCAGGACUGGAGCCAGUAUGAUUGAAUGUGUAUUCAUUACAGAACACAUUUAAUAUACAGUAUAUCAGACAAUUACACAUGCAUGGAAUAAAUCAGUAUCUCAGAAAUCCAUAAAAAACUUUAGAACAUUUUACUAUUUACAGAUUAAUCAUAAUGUACCUGGGAACUCUGGUUUACAAACAGUUUUGUUUCUAAAUAUAUAUUGACCUAAUAUUUUUUUAAUUGCUUUUAGUAAGGUGUAUGAUUUAUCAAGUGCUAAUAUAUAACUAAUAGUUACAUAUAACUAAUAAUAACUUUGGAUUGUGGGAGGAAGCCGGAGAACCCGGAGAGAACCCACGCAAACACGGGGAGAACGUGCAAACUCCACACAGAAACGUACCCACUGCACCACCGUGCCGCCCCUUACUGGGACAUUGAAGUCCAAUAUUCUUUAGAGUAAAAAGCUGUAUGAUCAGGGAGCUUUAAAGCACAAAGAAACAAUAACUUCUCUAAAAUAUUUACCUGGUGCGUGACAUUAUUAUUAUUAUUAUUCAUUCAUUCAUUAUUCAUAUACAUCACUCAUUUCCUUGUUUAUCAGUCCACACAGCACCGUAGCUGAGCCACAGCUGUGACGUGACAAAAGAACGAACGAACGAUCCAUAAGAAUCCGGAACGAAUCAGGAACGAACUAGAGCGCUUGCUGCUCUACGGAGCCUGCGCAGUCCGACUGUCACGUGACAAAAGAACUAAUCCUUGAGGAACGACACUCAGUUGAGUCAGUCCCGAACGAAUCAUUUCUGUUUCCGGUCCUGCUGACUGAGCUUAAGCAGCUGCUGCCAUGUGGCGAGAGAAGGUACUGCACGUACUGAACGAGUCGUUCACUGAGAGGACUCGUUCCUCCCGAGUCAUAUGAAAGACUAGUUCAUAUUGAACGAAUCGUUUACGAAUGACACAUCACUAGAGCAGACACACUUUCGAGCCCUAGGAAGAACUAGGGCUGCAACUAACAAUAGUUUUGAUAAUCAAUUAAUCUGUCAAAUAUUUUUCAAUAACAUGUGGAAAUUUCCCAUAAAGAGGCAGACGAGAGAGUUGUCUUUUUGUUUAAUCUAUUGUAAAAAUAAAGGAAAAUAAAAAUAAUGGGGGAAGCCAAUCAAAAACAUGUUGAUCGUGCACGUCAACAAACCAAAAACCAGCUGGGGAGAUCAGUGCUACAUCUAGCUAUGAGAGAGGAAGGAGCACUAAGUCUCAACAGACAGAGACACAACUCCCGGCCUUGGGUUUGGAGCUAGAGUCCAGAGUCCAUCAGGCAGAGACGACCAUUGAACAAUGUAGGUGAAAUGUCAAAGACAAAACAUGAGAUAUUAAUUGCAGAACAUAAGUCACAAAUAAUAUAAUAACUGCAUAGAAUAAAGAAGAAACAAUAGCCUGUUGCUUGUCUUUGUAGUUUAUGUCAAAUUUACCUUUUAUGCAAAGAAUUGGAUCCAGAUGAAGAAAUGCUAUGAUUUGUUGAAUCCAUGAUAUUCAUUUUUCAAACUGUGGAAGAAAACUUAAAUAUUGUAAAUAUUUCCGAAAAUACAUGUAAACUAAAAUACGGUCAAAUCUAUUGGAGGAUGAGACUCAGCCACUGUUAAUACUUAGACCUCCUCCAUCUACGCUGGGGAAGAACAACAAAGACCUGGCACCAUUUUAAGGUGUAAAGACUGGUAGCAAAUUGAAGAGUUUUGUGGAGGGGUCUCAAACAGGUGCUAUGGUGAGUUCAUACUGGUCUUACUGGUUUCUAAUAGUUAGGAACAGAUGGUUUUCCUUUGGUCACAAAGCUUAAACAAUGGAGUUUAGUCUGUUUGAAUGACGUCAGUGUUAACUGUUUUGCAAAAGGGAGGAAAAAAUGUGUCAAUCCAAUGAGAACGGGUUUACACAUUCGCUACAUAUGUCUGAUGCACUGCUGGAAUAGUGAUGAUGAAAAUAAAUGGAACCUAGUUAUGCAAAACAGGUCAAAGCGACCGAUAAAAACUGUAAUCACACACUAAAAGAGUAAAUUAUCAAACAUCGCAGUUUGUAAUAAUAAAAGCCCUUGUAAAGUACUUUACAGUUUUUGCCUACAUUAUUGGUUGUAGAAGCAGCCUUAUUUUUUGUUCUAAUUCUGUUUCCUGUAAUAUGUUCUUUUUCUUCUUGUUGAUGGUGAGGUUCCUGGUGUAUCGCUGAUUUCCAUAAAGGUUGCCCACUCUUUCCUUACAUACCUGAUGAAGUCUUGAUCAUUGAGUAAUGAUGUAUUAAAUCUCCAAUUCCUGCUUGGUGGCGUAACUCUUUUAGUAAAAAAACAAACAAACAGGAACUGGUGCAUGAUCACUGACUGUGAUUGAGUGAAUACUGGUGUGGGAACAUCAGGUAGGACGAAUAGGAGUUAUUACUAAAUGUAAUCUAUACGGGAGUGGUGAACUGGGUCAGAAGGUGUAUUCCCUGGAGUUUUGGCGACAAAAACCACAGGUGUCACAAAGUCCAUAAUCAUCCAUGUACUGUUUUUGAGGAGUGGUCACAUUUGCAUUCCUCACACCUCCACACAGCACAUGAAGAGCCUGGCAACUGGCUGGUAAGUAACUAGCCAGAGUAGGGAAGGCGCCUGUAAAUUGACUGAAAUCAGUGAAAAUGAACCUCUCCAUCUGUCUGCACUAGUAUAUGUCUAGGUGACAAUGAGUGAAGCCUCUGAGGAGAUAGUAACAUGUACAGUAUGUCCAUGUCCAGUCAGGUGAUUGGGGAGACGACCACCUGUUCAGUGUGCGAGAAGGUUCUGAAGGACUGGGACCACUCUGACCCACCAGUGAAGCAGCUCUGUGCUGAGUGUGGAGCACAUUACAAGCAUGAGACAAACGAGGCCUCACGUGACAUCAUCACGAGAACAAAGAAGAAUCUCAAACAAGCAAUGCAAAAGAAAUUUGCUUUGACAUCUGAAGGCAAUGGUGAUGAGAAAAGCUCCCUGAACAGCGUCUACACGUCUCUGCACGUCACAGCUCAUGAACGCGAGGGGCCAGACGAGGAGCAUCCACUCAGACAGAUGGAACGUAAAUUAAGAAGGCGAUCAUCGUGUGAAAGCUCAGUCAGACUCAGUGACAUCUUCACACCGUCUCCAGACACACGGGUCAGAACGGCUCUGACCAAGGGCGUCGCAGGCAUCGGGAAGUCCUUCGCUGUGCACAAAUUCAUCCUGGACUGGGCCGAGGAGCGGACGAACCAGGAGCUGGAGUUCAUUUUCUGUCUGGCUUUCCGAGAGCUGAAUCUGAGUGGAGGAGAGACGAGCCUGCACCUGCUCCUGACUGAGUUCCACCCAGUGCUGAGCAACCUGAAGGAUCCACUGAGUUAUGUCCAAAGUGAGAUGCUGGUGGUUCUGGACGGUCUAGAUGAAAGCAGACUUCAGCUGGACUUUAACUCCUCGAAGGUGGUGAGAUCUGUGGAGGCAGUGGCUCCAAUGGGAGACCUGCUGGUCAACCUGAUCCAGGGAAACAUUCUGCCCCACGCACACCUGUGGAUCACAUCCCGUCCAGCAGCAUCCGCUCAGAUUCCAGCCAAGUUCAUCGACGCGGUGACAGAGAUCAGAGGGUUCAGCGACGCUCAGAAGGAGGAAUACUUCAGAAGACGCUUCCGGCACGACUCCUGCCUUGCUGAAAGGAUCAUUUCACAGGUUCAGUCAUCACCGAGUCUGAGCAUCAUGUGCCAGAUCCCCGUCUUCUGCUGGAUUUCCACCAUGUUGUUUGAGGAGGUCUUCACAGGAGCCGACAGAGACACGAUCCCUCAGACUCUGACAGAGAUGAUGGCUCAUUUCCUGUUGGCUCAGACCAAACACAGAAGCAGAAAAUACGAUGCCCACGCAGAGGAAAACAACCAGACGCUUCUGGAGAGACACCGAGAAUUUCUCCUGAAACUCGGCAAACUUGCGUUUGUUCAUCUGCAGGAGAACAAGCUGAUAUUUUACGAGGGCGACUUGGAGGAAUGUGGCCUCGAUGUGAAGGAAGUCUCUGUCUACUCUGGCUUCUAUAACGCAGUUCUCAGGAAGGAAGACCUUUUUUCCCAGAGGAAGGUUUUCUUCUUUGUGCAUCUGACCAUCCAUGAGUUCUUUGCUGCUCUCUUUGUCUAUGAGUGUCUUAUGGAGCAGAACACCCCAGAGCUCUGCAGCUUCCUGGGUCUGAAGGACCCACACUGUGGUCUACCUGUACUUGAUCUUCUCAAGAAGAUUGUUGCCAAGGUGAUGGAGAAGAAGAACGGACACCUGGACUUCUUCCUGCGCUUCCUGCUUGGUCUCAUGAUUAAACAGAACCGUAGAGUUCUUCAGGGUCUGUUGACAUCACCAGACCCAAUCGAAGACACAGACAAGAAAACCCUGACCUACCUCAAAUCUAUCAGAAGAAAGACCGUCUCUCCAGACGGCUGCAUCAGUCUGUUCCAGGCGAUGGUGGAAAUGAGAGACCACAAAGUCAAAGACGAGAUCCAAGAAUACCUGACGCUGACGGAUCGUUCAAACACAGACCUGCCCCCGCUGUACUGCUCUGCUCUGGCCUACAUGCUGCAGGUGUCAAAGGACCACCUGGAGGUUCUGGACCUGAAGAGCUACAACACCUCAGACGAAGGCAGGAGGAGGCUGAUCCCAGCGGUGAAAAUCAGCAGAAAGGCCAUACUAACAGACUGCAGAGUGACCUCAGAAUGGGUCGAGCAUCUGGCCUUCGCUCUCAGGUUCUCCCACUCUGCUCUGAGAAACCUGGACCUCAGCAACAAUGAUCUUAUGGAUUCUGGAGUGGGACUGCUGUGUAGCGGCCUGUCGGACCGGCGCUGCAGACUGGACACGCUCGGGUUGUCGGGCUGCCAGGUCACAGAGACGGGCUGCAGGCAUCUGUCCUCAGCUCUGAGGUCCAACCCGUCACACAUGAAGGAGCUGGACCUGAGCUACAACCAUCCAGGAGAAGCAGGAGAGAAGAUUCUGACCGACCUGAAGAAUGAUCCAGAAAACGUGCUCAGUUCACUAAACCUUGAACACGCUGGAAGCCACAGAAUGAAACCAGGCUUCCAGAAAUAUGGAUGUGAGCUCACCCUGGACCCCAGUGCAGCCCAGCAGAACCUCCGUCUGUCUGUGGGGAACAGGAAGGUGACCUGGGUGGAGGAUGAGCACGCACCGUCCAGUCCUUCUGUACAGGUGCUCUGUGAACAGGGCCUUCGUGGGCGCUGCUACUGGGAGGUCAAAGUGUCUGGACCUCUGAGUGUUGGAGUCCGGUACCGAGGAGCUGACACCGCAGAGAUGGGCCACAGCGACAGGUCCUGGAGCCUGGUUUGCUCCAGUGAGGGUCACCGUGUUCAGCACAACAAUGUGAGGGUGUCGGUGUCUUCCUGCGGGUGGCGCUCCAGUUGGGUGGGGGUGUACCUGGACUGGCCGGCUGGGACUCUGUCCUUCUACAGGGUGUCCUCUGACAGCCAGGUCCACCUCCACACCUUCAGAACCGCCUUCACCGAGCCCGUCUACGCUGCUGUGGAGCUUCAGCCACACUCCUCUGCCUUUUUCUCCCCACCAGCUCACUAACUCUGAGUCUAUGUGGCGGAAAGUAGGAGGAUCACAGGUCAAAACAUGAACUUGAAAUCACUGCAUCCUGGGAACUGAGGCUCUAACUACAACAUGGUAUCGCUGGUUCAGCAGUGGGCUUUAGUUUGUACCACAGAUUAGUGCAGACUAAGUUUGUGUUUCUGGCUUUGAACUUCACUUACUGUAAAUAGUGUGUGUUGUGGUGAUUUAGUCUGGUUCUAAUGGUUUUAAAAGGUUUGGGUUCCUCCUUGUUUCAUGGUGGACUGUGUCCUGUGAGAUGUGGAUGUUAAUGCUCGAAACGGAUCAGGAGACACUGAGAAAAAACAAUCCCUGCACUAUGAACAAAGUGUGAAAAAGCCCAUUGGCAGCUUUAAAACAGAGUUUGUGUUGAGUUUUUUACCUUCAUUGUUCAUUUAUUUGUGUUGUUUUGUUUUUUGUCGCUGACUGAAAUGCAUUGAAUGAUGAAUGACUUUCAUUCAUCGUGUUUUUCCAGACGCUGAUCUAUUUGUUUUUAUCCGGGUUUGGAUUAUUUGGUGCUAAAAUACUGUAGGUUUUUUCAUGUAUCUUGCUUCCUGUGAUGUGAAAAAUAAAUUGAAAUACAGAAGUA
Messenger RNA from Betta splendens (Siamese fighting fish), 7436 nucleotides. Its product is annotated as NACHT, LRR and PYD domains-containing protein 14-like. Gene Ontology annotation, molecular function: protein binding. The record is from RefSeq and is a predicted model, not a curated record. Lineage: Eukaryota; Metazoa; Chordata; Actinopteri; Anabantiformes; Osphronemidae. The transcript is spliced from 7 exons. Bases 3989 to 6829 code for a protein of 946 amino acids.